CCCUCCACCUCUGCCCAUCAAACAUCAAGCUUUCUCCAAUAGAAGAAAUCUAUCAACCUCGAUCUCGUUCGCUGUCGAUCUGCUUCUAAUGUCAAGAACUGAAUCGUAGAAAGAAAGAAAUUUGAAGAAAGAUUCGAGUCGUGGGAGAAGAAGAAAGUUGUGAAAAUGGCUGGGAGUGGUUGUGAUCCGGAGCUGCGUCUCAGCCUUGGCAGCAGCAGCAGCCAAGAUUGUUCUGCUGCUGAAUCCAGCAGGAUUGAUGGAUGGUCCGCGAACUCAGAACAAAAGCAGCAGCAGCAGAAGAUUACCAUCUUUUACAAUGGUCAGAUUUGUGUUUGCGAUGUCACAGAGUUUCAGGCAAAAGCCAUCAUAUGUAUGGCCCAAAAAGAGAUGAAUGAUAAGAUGAACAAGAACCAUCACAACCAACAGCAACAGCAAUUUCAACAAAAGCACAACAAGAAGUCGAAUCCACCUCAACCUCCAGCAUCUUCUUCUGAGGCCAUGCCGCAGCUUCUUAACCAGGGGCUAUCAAUGAAACGAUCUUUGCAACGGUUCCUUCAGAAAAGGAAGACAAGAAUAAAUGCUGCCUCUCCUUAUAACAAUAGACAUGAGUUAUUAUUUUCUUCAACAUCAUAGGUUGCAUACCUUAGUCCUUUUUUUUCUUCUUUUUAUCUCUCUCCUCUAAGGGAAAGCAAAAAGUGAUUGACUUUGGUUUGAUGUACGUAAAUAUUCUUGAGUGAGAAAUAAUAUAUUUCUUUAUUGUAACAUUUUGUGAAGACUAUUUUGAUCAUUUUCAAUAUAUUAUGGUUGAAUUAUCA
Elaeis guineensis (African oil palm) is the source of this 815-nucleotide messenger RNA. RefSeq names its product protein TIFY 5A. Gene Ontology annotation, biological process: response to wounding; regulation of defense response; regulation of jasmonic acid mediated signaling pathway. Gene Ontology annotation, cellular component: nucleus. The record is from RefSeq and is a predicted model, not a curated record. Lineage: Eukaryota; Viridiplantae; Streptophyta; Magnoliopsida; Arecales; Arecaceae.